GGAGCGGGGCAGCGCCAUGCGGGCUGCCGCCUGCCUCCUCUCGCUGGCGCUCUGCGCCCUGCCCGCCGCCUCAGGCGUCGGGCCGGCGGCGGGGCGGCGGGGCGAGAGCCGCUUCGCGGAGCGGGAGAGCAUCAGGCCGCUGCGGUUGGUGUCCGGAGAGGGCGGCGGCGGGGCGCGGCGGCCGGCGCUGAGCACGCGGGUGCGGAGCGGAGCGGCGCGGAGUCAGUCUACCCACAUUGCUCGAGCCAGCUUCCAAGUUGAUGCUUUUGGGUCAUCCUUCAUCCUGGACGUAACGCUAAAUCAUGAUCUGCUGUCUUCUGAAUACCUUGAGAGGCAUAUCGAGCAAGGUGGAAAGGCAGUGGAAGUUAAAGGAGGAGAACAUUGCUAUUAUCAGGGAAAAAUUCGAGGAAAUCCAGUGUCAUUUGUUGCCUUGUCAACAUGCCAUGGACUACAUGGGAUGUUCUAUGAUGGAAAUCAUACUUACCUUAUUGAACCAGAUGAAAACUACAAUUCAGAUGAUGACUUCCAUUUCCACUCUGUUUACAAAUCCAAGUUGUUUGAGUUUCCUUUGGAUGACCUGCCAUCUGAGUUCUGGCACAUGAAUGCUACAUCACAGAAGUUUGUUGUAAAGCCGAGGCACAAAAGAAGGAGAAGGCAGGUUCGUCAGAUUCCACGUAAAAUUGAAGAAGAAACAAAAUACAUUGAGUUAAUGAUUGUAAAUGAUCAUCUGAUGUGUAAAAAGCACCGCUUAUCAGUUGGCCACACAAACAGCUAUGCUAAGUCAGUUGUGAACGUGGCAGAUUUAAUAUAUAAAGAACAGCUUAACACCAGGAUAGUAUUGGUUGCCAUGGAAACCUGGGCUACUGAUAACAAGUUCACCAUAUCUGAAAACCCCUUGGUGACCCUGCGUGAGUUUAUGAAAUAUAGGAGGGAUUUUAUCAGAGAGAAAAGUGAUGCAGUUCACCUUUUUUCGGGGAGUCGAUUUCAGAGCAGUCGAAGUGGUGUAGCUCACACUGGUGGAAUCUGCUCCUUGCUUAAAGGCGGAGGUGUGAAUGAGUUUGGAAAGCCUGACUUAAUGGCAGUUACCCUGGCACAGACAUUGGCUCAAAAUAUUGGCAUUUUCUCAGACAGAAGAAAACUAAUAAGUGGUGAGUGUAAGUGUGAGGACACCUGGUCUGGAUGCAUAAUGGGAGACACAGGGUAUUAUCUACCAAGCAAGUUCUCCAAGUGUGAUAUUGAAGAGUAUCACGAAUUUUUAAACAACGGAGGUGGAGCCUGCCUUUUCAAUAAGCCAACCAAGCUUCUGGAUCCUCCAGAAUGUGGCAAUGGCUUUGUGGAAGAUGGAGAAGAAUGCGACUGUGGGACAGCGGCAGAGUGUGCCAGCGAAGGAGGAGAGUGCUGCAAUACCUGCACGCUGACAGCAGGCUCCCAGUGCAGCAACGGGCUCUGCUGUCGAAAGUGCCGGUUUGAACCUAAGGGUGUUUUGUGUCGAGAAGCAGUGAAUGAUUGUGAUAUUGCAGAGAACUGCACGGGAAACUCCAGUCAGUGUUCUCCCAAUAUUCAUAAAAUGGAUGGAUAUUCAUGUGAUAACAGGCAGGGCAUUUGCUUUGGAGGAAGAUGUAAAACCAGGGACCGACAGUGUAAAUAUAUCUGGGGUGAAAAAGUGUCAGCUGCUGACAGGUACUGCUAUGAGAAGUUGAAUAUUGAAGGGACUGAGAAAGGAAACUGUGGAAGAGACAAGGACUCUUGGAUACAGUGCAAUAAACAGGAUGUGCUUUGUGGAUACCUUCUGUGCUCAAACAUAUCUAGUGUGCCCAGACUUGGAGAACUUGAUGGUGAAAUCACUUCAUCGGUCUUGCAGUUUGGUAAAGUCUACUCUUGCAGUGGUGGGCAUGUGAAGCUUGAUGAGGAGACGGACCUGGGCUAUGUGGAGAAUGGGACGCCAUGUGGGCCAAAUAUGGUGUGCCUUGACCAUCGCUGCCUCCCCAUCGAAUCCUUCAACUUCAGCACCUGCCCGGGCACCACAGACACCCAGAUCUGUUCAGGACAUGGUGUUUGUAGCAAUGAAAUAAAGUGUGUCUGUGACCGAUUCUGGGGAGGGGAUGACUGCAGUUCUCGAAUCAAAGAUGAUGUAUUUUUUUAUAAAGACGCCAUCAACAAAGGUGUUGUUAGCACAAACAUAAUAAUAGGGGCAAUUGCUGGCACCAUUUUAGUAUUGGCUCUCGUUUUAGGGAUAACUGCGUGGGGUUACAAAAACUACAGAAGACAGAGACAAAUACCCCAGGGAGAUUAUGUAAAAAAGCCCGGAGAGGCCGACUCUUUCUAUAGCGACAUGCCUCCUGGAGUCAGCACAAACUCUGCAUCUAGUUCUAAGAAGAGGUCUGCUUUUCUGUCGCAUUUUCAGAUUUCUACCUGUUCCAUCACCCAUUAUUCCAUUAGUCAGAACAUUUCAUUGUUUUGCAGCAGGUCAAAUGGAUUAUCUCAUUCCUGGAGUGAAAGGAUACCAGACACAAAGCAUAUUUCAGACAUUUGUGAAAAUGGGAGGCCUAGGAGUAAUUCUUGGCAAGGUAAUAUAGGAGGAAACAGAAAGAAAGUCAGAGGCAAAAGAUUUAGGCCACGGUCUAAUUCAACUGAGUAUUUAAACCCAUGGUUCAAAAGAGAAUAUAAUGUAGCUAAGUGGGUAGAAGAUGUGAAUAAAAACACUGAAGGACCAUACUUUAGGACACUGUCUCCUGCAAAGUCCCCAUCUUCGUCCACUGGAUCUAUUGCUUCCAGCAGAAAAUACCCUUACCCAAUGCCUCCGCUUCCUGAUGAGGAGAAGAAAGCAAACAGGCAAAGUGCCAGGCUAUGGGAGACUUCCAUUUAGCUGCACCGUUUUCCUGGGAUGACGCAAGAACUUUUUACUUUAAAUUCUAUACAAACUCAGCACCACUGAGUCGUUGCACAUUCAUCUGCUCUUCAGACAAUUCAAAAGAUCAACACAGAUGCCCGUGAUCACAGUGAGAACCUCCUCUCAUCUGGAAGGGAAAAAGCAGUCUCUUUUUUCUUUUUUUUUCCUUCUGUUUUUGUUUUUUGAUCAAGCAGAAUUUUACAGACUUGCUGUAAAGAACAACCCAAACCAUCCCAACUACCAGGGGACCAUUAGAUGGACGUGAAGAGGCUGUUCCGCACGGUACCAGACAUGCUCACCCCACAUCCUGCCUGGGAGAGGGUUGGGGUUUUCCCUUGGCUUAGUGCAGCUCCAGGUCAUGCUGACCGGCCUUGGGAAUGCGCACUCAGGAGAAGCUGGCCGAUGUAAACUUGUACGCUGUGUGCAUGAACCUUGUGUUCUUUACUUUCCACAUGUAAGGGAUAAACAAUAUACUGUAGUAGAAAUCAGCAUGCAGGAGUAAGAAAUAUAGGAUUUUUUUUUACAGGAUUUCAAGCUUUGAAAGGCAACUCUUUGAACCUAAACAUCAAACAAACAAGGAUUAUAUCUUUUUUUUUUUUUUUUUUAACCUUACAUGUUUAUAAUCUCAGUAUACAGAUUGUAUAUAUGUAAACAUUUGAUAAUGUCAAAAAUAGCUAUUAUACAUAAGUGUAUUUUGCCAAAUGCCUAAAGAAACAUGACUAACAUCACACUUCAAAUUUUCUAGUACAUGAGCAGACAACUUUGGAAAUACAGAAAGUACAGUACUGUAAAACCACGUCACAGAAACUGGUUUUUGACCAAGAUCUGUACUAUCUUCUAAGUAGCCGACAAUCUCAAUUGUAUGGUGGAAUGCAGGAACCAGUACGGUGGCACUUUGUCUUAAAUCAUCAUAAGGGGAAGCAGCCAAAAAGCGCUGUUGAGUGAGAUGACCCAACCCGACACUGGGGCGAUCAGGAACGAUCCUGUAGACAACAGAGACAGAGCCUCGAAGUAAAAUGCAGUACAAACUUCCUGGAAAUCUGGGAAUAACUUCUAACGCUCAAUUCAGGAUGUGGUGAUGUGAAGUCCUCUGGCAAGGCUUGCUGUGUAUUUCUGAUAGAGCACUUCAGAUGCUCUUUUGGAUGAGACUGUAACUUAGGAGAAACCUAACAAUUUCACUGCACUAGAUAAUACCAAUGCUGGGCAAGUGGCCAGUGUCAUUGUUGUCUUUUCAUUUGUUUGUGGAGUUUCCUUUACUAUGUGCUCAACUGCUCUGCUUGCUGCCUCUGAUGUCCCCUUGAAACGUUUGGGUGGCCGUAAACUGAGUACAAGUGAGUUUAGCCAGAAAAAAUGGAAAAAAAUCCCAACACUUUUACUGUGGAGAUGUUGAUCUCCCAAAUCAAUGGAUAGUUAGCUUUCGAAUACUGAGACUUCUAAAGGGUGUCUGUUGUACUACAAAGGUGGACAUUUCCACUCAGUAAGAAAACUGGACCAUGUUAAAUCAAUCUGUAAUUCUCCAGCUCUCCAAAAAUGACAAAUUCCUAGCUUCUAGCAGUGCCAUUACAGAACAACACACCCGAUUCUGUAUGGUGCAAUUGAAUACCUUGCCAACAGCCGAAUUAUCAAUUAGAUAUCAGCCUGACGGGAGCAUCCACAGUGUUUCUGAGUCUUCUACCUCUUUCAUGCAUUUCCUUUAAGAAGCAAAGCCAACACUUUCAGCCUCUUAAUAUAUUUUUUUAACUUUUAAGUAAGUGAAUAAAGUUGGAUAUAUGUAAGAUUAAAUUAAGAAAUGUUUUAAGAUGUCAGCAAGUAUAAAAUAUAUAAGAUUUUUAGAAGCACUAUAUUUUAUGAUUAGGCUGUGUGUUGGAUUGUAACAAAAUGUUGACCUUGGAGUUCGUUCCAAUGAUUUCCUUCACAGUCAACAGGUUCUGGUAAGUAUUUUAUAAAAAGGCAAAUAUGAGUGAGUACAAAGUACAAGACAGAAUGUGUUGAAUGAGCCAGCCACUAGUAAUUGCUUUAGGAAAAGAUUCUGCACUAUUGUGAAGAGUGAAUAGCUAUCAGCACAGAAGAAUAUUUUUUGCAAAGACUUCCUUUGAGUGUAGGUAACUGGAUGAAAAGUAGUUGAUAAUGCAUAGCUCAUGAAGUUGGGGCCUGAGCCAUAAUCACCUGAAAUCGAUAGAAGUCUGUUAUCGAUUCCACUGGAAACUGAGGAGAACCCUCAAGGAGUUCACCUCAAUUAGGAAAUUAUGCUAACCUGAUCAUCUCUGUUAUUCUGUUGCCUCUUAGCUGCUUUCCCCUUUUGUCUCAGUAUUUUGUCUCUAAUAACUGGACUGUUCAUCACGUGCCUUUUACGACAUUUUGUUUGGUUACAAACUAGCAUGUGAUUUUGAAUAACACUGUUAGAUUUCUGUGCGUAUUUCAUACUCACCACCCUUUACUCUUCCUUUUCCAUUCUGCCUUAUCAAGAAGCAGCAAGAUUUGGCAAACAGAACUGGGUGUAACAUAUUGGCUGUUUGUGUAAUGUUCAUAGCAACUUGUUUUGAAAACAAAUGGCUCUCCUGACUGUAUUUUCAACAUACUGUGUACUUACUGCUUCUUACGUGUUUUGGUAUAAUACAUUCGUAGCAUAUCAAGAUCCAGUUGUGUCACAUUUGGAGAUAUGUAGUAACUGGAAGUCUAGUUACGACUUCUGAGUUUAAUAAACAUUGACUUUCACUUUGAUUGUCUAGAAUGAGACCAUCACAAAACGUUCAUUUUUUUUGCAGAAUUCUUCUGCAGAAAAUCAUGCAGUAAGUUGGCAGCCUGGAGAUUUUGUCAAGGCACAAAACCUGAACGCGUAUGGCUCUGAAAGCCUCCAAUGCCAUUGGAGGCCAAAGAGGAAGGUGUUUGCUUGCAUUCUAUGCUUUCCUACUUUUAAAAUGUGUGGAAAGCUGUCAGAUUAGUAACCUUGAAGAUGACUGCAAGUAUCUUUACCUACAGUAAUCGGUUACACUGUCCAUAGCAAUAUAAAUAGCUGCAUAAUCCCUCAUGUAGUCUAAGAUAGAGUACUUGUAUGGUUAGUAAGUUAGCUCAGUCAUUUUGACUCCUUCAGACUCAGGCUUGUUUUUGCCAGCUAUGCUGAAUAUCCAGAUAUGUUGAAGUGGGGAGGUUCUGAGUUCUUCUCAGGUACAUUAUAAUUACCUAUCCAUGUGAGCAUAUGAACAGCAAGAUGAGUUAAACUAAUCCUAGUCUUGUAUUUCGACAUGUGGGAGAAGAACUGUGUGUAAUUUAAAAUAAAAUUAAUAUCGCUAACUGGUGGAGACUGAAAAAUGCAGACUCUAUUCAAAUAACAAGGCUGCACACUGAUGCCGCAAUUUAAAUUUAACAACUAAAAAUCUACCUGCUAAUUCUGUUGAGGCAAUACUUCAUUAAUCCAUGCUAUUGCCAUUUGGUGAAUGCACUCAGGCAGUUCACCAGUAAUGGUUGGGACUGAAAGUUUACAUAUAAUGUUGUUACCUGAUAAGAAGUGUGAGAUGCAUCUUUGAACACAGUGACUUCCAAAUGUUUUAAGAGUUUAUUUCCUGAUUAAUGAUAUGUUGACCCAGCUAAGCUCAUGUACUCCUUAGUUAAUUUUAAUUAUGCUAAUGAACAAAUGGGCCUUUGGGCUAUAGCCUGAAUUAAAGAUAAAGAAAUUGUGUCAAGCUAGUAGUGUACUGAAGACCUCUUACCUAAAUCACUUGCUGGUUUUAAAUGGACCUUGUGGUUUUGUCAACAUCGAUAGAAACAAUUGUUUUCAAGACCAGGGCUAAGAGUAGGUCUGUACAUUAAUACAGGCAUGCAUAUAUUACAAAUUCAGACCAACUUUUCAGUCAUUGUAUCAUGGACAUCCUCGAUGUGCUAAAAAAUCUGUUAGAAUGAGAGAAUACAUGAAGUUAGAUUUUGCCAACAGGAUAUAACGUGAAACAGUUAUGAGACUCCAUAAGCCUAAGUGAUAAUAGAUGGGCUCUUAGCAAUUGCUCUGUUAUUAAAUCCCAUAUCUAGCUGUCGUAAGCAAACUUACCAAAUUCCAGUGUAAAACUCAGCAUACAGAAGUUCUCCUCCGUUCUUUUCUUCCAUUCCCUUUCCACUCCUACUGAAAAGCACUCCCAAAUCCACUAGCAGCCUCUUGUGUUGGCUGGCUAUGAUAGAAAAGCUGCAAGUUAGCUGUCCUUCCACCCAGCAUCCUAGGAAAAGUCUUUCCAGUGCUUUUGCUCAUGUUACAGUAUGGGUGAAAGAGCCUCGUGUCUCAUUUGCAGUGGUAGAACCAUUUGAUGGUUUUCAUCCAGGUUUUCAUAUCAUCCUCUAGUGUUUUGGAUGGAGAAGCCUCUUUGAUCACUGUAACCUAAAAGUUGUGCUGUCUCCCAUUUCUCUUGCUCCAAGUCUCAAGGCUAUCUAAUUCUUCCUGUAAGCUAUCUGAAUAUCUGCAUCAUCAUCGUUGUUUGGGCCAAUUUUAUUAACCACGAUGUAAGGUUGAUUUACCUCAUUUUUUAAGAACUUAAGCAUUCUGGUCUCCAAAGUUAGGGGUUCUUUUUGCUCCAAAUGCAUCAUCCAUCAGACUGUUUGCAUGGCUUCCAAACCACGCGACAUUUAGCAGCAGUAUGGGAUUUGUCUUCUGUCAGAUUUCCUGGAGACAAAUAUGGGCAAACUGCACGUUUGUACAGCUUGCUGUCCCAUGUCUGCAUGGUGGGGUGAAGUUCCCGUGUGCACAUAGCUGUUCUGCUAUGACACAGCAGGAAAAACGGAAAACAGUGAAGCUGACUGUGCAGAUAUAGUUGCAACACAGAUAGGAUUCUCCCAGAGACACUAAAACAUUCCUUUGACCCAAACAUUUUCCAAGGUAACUUACAAAAAGUAUUUCUGGUGCCUCAUGUAUGGACGCUGGUAAGACUUAAGGUUUGGAAACAUUUAACUCUUCCAGCCAGCAGGUGAUACCGUGUCAUCCCAGAGCAGUUUGCUGCAACUGGUUAGAAACACACUACAACCAUCAACAUAAAUGUAUUAUCUCAGGCAAGUAAUCAAAGCAAUGUUCAGAACACGAGAAAUGUUGUACCUGACUUUUAAGUUGGCUCACCUUGCUGAGUCUGCUGUUUUUAGUUCUUUUUAAAAAGUACUUCAGCUAAAGCACAUGUAAACUCCUUGAAAACGUUGGUUACACAGGUUGCAAUGGCUGUAAUGGCAAAGUAGCGCAGCAGGAAGAUAAUGAAAUGCAGAGCAGCCUUCUGAAGGAAGAAGUCUAGGUGUCAUGCUAUUUUUCAUUACUGGAGCAUAGAAUGUCAAAGCAACAAGCUAUUUUUUCUGUUUCUCUACUCCUGUAACUAAGAAAAAAACAAGUUUUGGUUAUAAAAAAGUCUCGGGGCCUUAAGACCUUAUAUAUUCUAAUUUCAGCAUGGAGAGUCUAUUUUUACAGUCAAAUUAGAAAUUCUGUAUAUAGGCCUGACUGACCUUGUAAGUAUAGUGGUGCUAGCAGCUAAUCAUACAAUAUUGUAAGGCUCUGUAUAACAGUAAAUUCUGGCUUAUUUUGGUGAUUGGUACAAGGAUUCUUGCUCACUGCCUGUGUAAAGAAUCUGCCUAUUUUAUGCUUGGAAAUACAGCCCAGAACAUAUUUGAACUAUGAAUAUAUAACCUGAUUUUUCCCUUCUUAAGGGUAAAGAUAUAUUCCAAUAGGUAGUGUUUUAUAUAGAAUACAGUACUUAUUUUUAUUGUUGCAUAAACGCAAAAUAUUUUUUUUCAGAGUAGCAAAGCAUUACAGAAUUUUUAAUCUGCUGGAGAAAACACUCCUUACAACAUGACCACUUCCUUCUGCAAAGCUUUUGGGGUGCUGUCUUCCAGUUGCUUCAUUUUGUGCUGAUGUUAAUCCUGGACAUCACUGUAAGAGAAAGCUACCUAUUUUUCCAGUCCUGCUAGCCCUGACAGGUAAAAUAUUUGGGGAGGCAAGAAUUGUUUCACUGUUGGGGUUGGGCUGAGGUUGGCAGAAACAACCAAUUUACAUCAUAUUGUCAUCUUUGCUAGUUAAAAUCCUUUAAAAAUUGUACCCGAUGUAAUAGAAACAUAAGAUUUUGAUAAACACCAGAAUGAAGCGCUGCAAUUCACAACUUCCAUCUUUGAGCGUGAUGUUUCUGUCAUCAGCGUUACAGGCAUUGGGCUGUUGAAGUGAAUGAAUCUGGCUUUCAUGUAGCUGAACAAAACGUUGCUUUUUAUAAAGUAAGAUCGUUGUCAUUUUGGGGUUCUAAAUUCCUGCUCACUUUUAAUAACAGCAUCACAUAUCUACUUCUAUGAGAGUAUUGAAUACAAAUGCCUGUGGUUUUCAAUGUUACUAACAUAUUGUAACAUCAGUAAAGUGACUUUCAAUGACAAAGA
Molecule: messenger RNA, 9265 nt
Organism: Tympanuchus pallidicinctus (lesser prairie-chicken)
Lineage: Eukaryota; Metazoa; Chordata; Aves; Galliformes; Phasianidae
Gene: ADAM22
Product: ADAM metallopeptidase domain 22
Exons: 32
Coding region: 17-2866 (949 amino acids)
Biological process (GO): proteolysis
Cellular component (GO): postsynaptic density membrane
Molecular function (GO): metalloendopeptidase activity
Source: RefSeq, a predicted model, not a curated record